Messenger RNA from Hypanus sabinus (Atlantic stingray), 526 nucleotides. Its product is annotated as IQ domain-containing protein J-like. Bases 119 to 436 code for a protein of 105 amino acids. The record is from RefSeq and is a predicted model, not a curated record. NCBI's taxonomy places the organism in Eukaryota, Metazoa, Chordata, Chondrichthyes, Myliobatiformes, Dasyatidae. The transcript has 5 exons.
GGAUCAAGCAAACAAUGCUGCGGUUGUUGCAGCUUUAUUCUGAACUCUUCUGUUGAGUGCUGAUUUCUGCUGGAAGUGCACGAUUGAUUAAUUAAAUCCACAUUUUAAACCAUUCUAAAUGAAGGAGGAAUUGAACAGGCUGGAGAAUACUCUGGAUCAAGUGCAUGAUGCAAAAUAUGUUGUUCAGAACAACCAUGAACAUCCAAUUGACUUUGGAAAUAAGAUCGAAAAAUGUCAAAUCAGCAGAGGGGUUCCGGAAUCAAAAGCAAAAAUCAUUCAGCGAGCAUGGCGUGAGUAUUUGCAGCGACAGGACCCUCUCCGGCAUAGCUAUAUGGAGAAACGAAGCCCGUCGCCUCCUUCUCUCUCCUCGGGGAAGAUGAGCACCUCCAUCAGCAUGAACACCCUCUCCGACGGCAGCACUCCUUAUGCCAGGUGAAGGAAUAGAUUCAAGUGGUCCACGCAGGUCACUACAACGUACCAGAAUAUUGGAAGCUACCUGCACACUGACCAAGAUGAAAGAAAUGCC